CAUCACCUGAAACUCAAGAUUUUGGCUCGGAAUUUGUGAUUUCAUUCGCAGAUAUUCACAGGAACUAUAGCUGGCUCUACCUUCCUGAGAUUGAAGAGACAAGUCAAGAAAAGGAUAUUCUAAUAAUAGUCGCUUCGAGGACAGAUAGCUAUGCUCGGAGGAAUAUUUUGCGGCAGACCUGGAUGAGUAAAGCUAACAGCGAAAUUGUAGCAAAUGGGAGAAUGAAGCCGUUGUUCUUGGUUGGAUUGACGCCCGGUGAAUAUAAAAUGAAGAAAAUGGUCAUGCAAGAGGCAAAGCUCUACGGGGACAUUAUCGUCGUUGACAUGAAUGAUAAUUACGAAGAGCUCACCUAUAAGUCGCUGGCGAUCCUUCUCUACGGAGUCAGCAAAGCUCCACGGUACCAGAUGAUUGGGAAAAUCGACGAAGACGUCAUGUUCUUCCCGGAUAAGCUUACAGAGCUCUACGAUCAAGGUUUCAUAGAUGCCACUCCACUUAGAAUUUACGGUUUAAAAAUGCAGUCCGGAGCUAACAUUUUCCGUGACAAGACACAUCGAUGGUAUGUCCCGGAGUCUUCCUACUCUUGCUCCAAAUUCCCCGAGUAUGUCUCGGGAAUGUUGUAUAUGGUCACUUGGGAGGCUGCUCAGCAGAUCAUCAAGUCUACCAAGUAUCGAGAUUUUAUUCAAGUAGAAGACGUAUUUCUCACUGGAAUUCUCGCGGAGGACCUUGGAAUUUCUGUCAAAAACUUGCCGGAAUUCUACAAGUACCCUAGUGACAUCGAAGAAUCCAAUCCAGGAGACGUAAUAGCAUGGCACACCGACAAAGAUGAUAUUCCAUACUUGAAAUUUUUGAUGAAAUACGAAUGA
Molecule: messenger RNA, 863 nt
Organism: Caenorhabditis elegans
Lineage: Eukaryota; Metazoa; Nematoda; Chromadorea; Rhabditida; Rhabditidae
Gene: C54C8.3
Product: Hexosyltransferase
Exons: 5
Coding region: 183-863 (226 amino acids)
Biological process (GO): glycoprotein biosynthetic process
Cellular component (GO): membrane; Golgi membrane
Molecular function (GO): hexosyltransferase activity
Source: RefSeq, marked reviewed